UCGCGAUGAUUUGUUAGGUAGGAGCUGUUUUGAUGCGGAAGUUUGCAGAUGUUUGAAAAUUUUGUCGGAUUUUUAUCCAUUUGUAUGUAUAAAUAAAACGCGCAGGGCCUUUGUUGACUGUUUGAUCAGUGAACCAGUUUGGGCCGUCGUUAUGGCGGACCAUACUGAUGCGAGUUUGUUGCCGGAGGAGCGUGUUCGUGCUCUCACCAAGAAGGGAAGUACAGUUGAAGUUAAUGAAGAUGUUCCCCCACGUCGUUACUUCCGCUCUGGUGUGGAGAUGAUCCGCAUGGCACAUAUUUAUACAGAGGAGGGUAACAUCGAACACGCCUUUGUCCUCUAUAAUAAGUAUAUCACACUUUUUAUAGAGAAACUUCCCAAACAUCGUGACUACAAGACCACCAACAUUCCUGAGAAGAAGGACACACUUAAGAAACUGAAGGAUGUUGCAUUUCCUCAAGCAGAGAUAUUGAAAAAAGCUCUUUUGAAGAGAUAUGAACAAGAAUAUGCACGGUAUGCUGACAAAAAGAAAGAGCAGGAGGAAGUCUUGGCCCGGGAGCAGUCCCGACAACGAGCGCUGGAUGCCGAGCGGGAGCGUGUGGCUGAGAUGCAGCGGAGGCAGCGGGAGCAGGAGCAGUUCAGUGCUUUUGAGGAGAUGAUCCGCCGACAGGAGCUGGAGAAGGAACGUCAGCGUGUGCUCCUGGAGUUUGCCACACCAGUCAUGCCUGUCGCUGACACUCCCCUCCUUCCAGGCAUCCAAGGCCCCCCAGUGUCUCAAGCAGUCUCCCCAACUGCACCGCAGAACACAGGGGAUCUGUCCAACAGCACUAUCUUCCAACACAGUCGCACGAUUAUUGGCCCACCCAGUUUUGACCGGUCACUCAAGCCCGGGUCUCUGGUUAGCCCAGGCAACAACAAUACAAUGGUGGAUGCCCUUCGGCAGUUGGCUGUUCCUGCAGAACUGUGCCGGAGCUUUCUGAGGCUGGCAGAAACCAAUACAAGCCGUGCUGUGGAAACUUGUGGCAUCCUGUGUGGCAAACUGACCAGAAAUGCAUUUACAGUGACCCACGUCAUUGUACCAAAGCAGUGUGGGGGGCCUGACUACUGCGACACAGAAAAUGAGGAGGAACUCUUCCUCAUACAGGACCAGUAUGACCUCAUAACCCUGGGUUGGAUCCAUACUCACCCGACGCAAACAGCCUUCUUGUCCAGCGUUGACCUCCACACGCAUUGUUCUUACCAGAUGAUGCUGCCGGAGGCCAUCGCCAUCGUCUGCUCACCCAAGUUCAAUGAGAUCGGAUACUUCAAGCUGACGGAUCGAGGAACACAUGAGAUCUCGACGUGUAAACAGAAGGGCUUUCACCCUCACAGCAAAGAACCCCCUCUUUUUACACAUGCAGGUCAUGUCACCAUCACCGAUGGCACUGUGUCCAUGUUGGAUUUGCGGUGAUGAUGCUUUUCCACCAGAACACUCUGACUCUUUUAUUGUAAAGAAGACACACGUUUUAAGUUGUGAACAGUUGAAACUAAUAACCGGUUGCCAUUUAUAUGGACAUCAAAUGUUGUUGAAGGGAACAACAUUGUGAAGCAACCCCCCACCAUACGAGUAUAUUUGCACUUUCCAGGCAAACUACUAUCCAGCUAACUGGGAGAUCAGUGACUCUUCAGCCCCUCCUCUGUCAUCACUAUGGACAUUAAAAAAAACUGUUUAGCCUUUGUUUUUUUUUUGUCAUUAAUGUGAUGUUUGUCAGGGACAGGUGGCUGUCAACCUAAGGUUCUUGGUCAGUUUUAUCAGACUUUGGUUAUGACUGACAAAUAAGUGCCAAGGAUAAGAUUAGUCUUUGUCAGUUAUGCAACAUGAAGUUCAGCGUGAAUCCAGAAGUUUGUUAUAAAGUCUUUCUGUUCCAUUGAAUUGGCCUUUUCAUUCAUCACCUGUUGAAAUGCUACAUGUGAUGAGAGAAAAAAGCCAAUUAUAACUCAGGUAUGCAGGUAGUGUCCAUAUUCCUGCACUGUAUUGUAUUUUUAUACUCUGUAUAAAAGUCACUUAACAGUAUGCGUUUUGUCAAAGGAGGUUAGUUUGUAUUCCUGCUUAUAACACAUCCAUGUUCUGCAUGUUUUUGUUUUAAUUAUUAUUAUAAAUAACAGUGUGAUUUGGGAGAGGACAUUGGUGUGGGUCUGUGCUUCAGAAGAUGUGUUCAACAGGGAACCUGAAUGUACCUUCUGCUAUGAAUAAUAAACUACCUGGCUAAGGUUUAAGCACCUAACCAUUUUUGUUUCCUGUUCUCAUGAGAAGUGAAAGAUUAGAUACUACCCUAAGAGUACCUUCAAUAAAUCAAAUGCCAAGGUGAAAUGAAACUCA
Thalassophryne amazonica is the source of this 2356-nucleotide messenger RNA. Its product is annotated as STAM-binding protein-like A. Gene Ontology annotation, cellular component: endosome; cleavage furrow. Gene Ontology annotation, molecular function: protein binding; metal-dependent deubiquitinase activity; K63-linked deubiquitinase activity. Gene Ontology annotation, biological process: protein K63-linked deubiquitination. The record is from RefSeq and is a predicted model, not a curated record. Lineage: Eukaryota; Metazoa; Chordata; Actinopteri; Batrachoidiformes; Batrachoididae. Bases 152 to 1447 code for a protein of 431 amino acids. The transcript is spliced from 10 exons.